Molecule: messenger RNA, 561 nt
Organism: Haliaeetus leucocephalus (bald eagle)
Lineage: Eukaryota; Metazoa; Chordata; Aves; Accipitriformes; Accipitridae
Gene: LGALS3
Product: lectin, galactoside-binding, soluble, 3
Exons: 6
Coding region: 1-561 (186 amino acids)
Biological process (GO): negative regulation of extrinsic apoptotic signaling pathway; negative regulation of endocytosis; positive regulation of calcium ion import
Cellular component (GO): nucleus; immunological synapse
Molecular function (GO): IgE binding; laminin binding; carbohydrate binding
Source: RefSeq, a predicted model, not a curated record
AUGGGGAAGCGAGUAACGCUGGCUGCAGCUGGCAUGCAGUUCUCGGAGGAGGAGGGUGCUCACGGUUUGCGAUGCUGCGUGGUGCUUCCCGAUGAGCAAAAAGCCGGUGAAAAACCCAUCGAGAGGCUGGAGGGAGCCAAGAACUCUCAGGGCAGAGCAGCACCAGGUCCCCGUGGUAUCAGACGAGGGUUUGUUCUGCGGUACCGGAGCUGUGGGCUCUGCCUGGCAGGAAAAAUGUUUUCACUGGAUUUCAAGAGAGGGAAUGACAUUGCCUUCCACUUUAAUCCCCGCUUCAAGGAAGACAACACCAAAGUCAUCGUCUGUAAUUCAAUGUUCCAGAAUAACUGGGGAAAGGAAGAUAGAACAGCUCCUAGGUUUCCAUUUGAAGCUGGAAAACCCUUCAAGCUCCAGAUCCUUUGCGAGGUGGAUCACUUCAAGGUAGCGGUCAACGAUGCUCACUUGCUGCAGUACAGCUUCCGUGAGAAGAAGCUGAACGAGAUCACCAAGCUCUGCAUUGCUGGGGACAUCACCCUCACGAGCGUCACGCCGACCAUGAUAUAA